This is a messenger RNA of Ananas comosus (pineapple), 883 nucleotides long. RefSeq names its product E3 ubiquitin-protein ligase RHA1B-like. Gene Ontology annotation, molecular function: zinc ion binding; ubiquitin protein ligase activity. The record is from RefSeq and is a predicted model, not a curated record. The coding region runs from base 27 to 479 and encodes 150 amino acids. The transcript is spliced from 2 exons. NCBI's taxonomy places the organism in Eukaryota, Viridiplantae, Streptophyta, Magnoliopsida, Poales, Bromeliaceae. Gene Ontology annotation, biological process: protein ubiquitination.
AGAGAGAGAGAGAGAGCAUUCCCAAAAUGGGCUUCCCCGUGGGGUACUCGGAGCUCCCGAAGCCGCUCCUCCACAUCCUCCUCCUCCUCGCCCACCUCCGCCGCCUCAUCUCCUUCCUCCUCCGCCCCCUCUCCCCCCGCUCCGAAACCCUAACCCUAACCCUAACCCUGGCCCACCCCAUCGACCGCGCCCUCCCCGCGCUCCGCUUCGACGAGCUCGGGCUCCCCGACCUCGCCAAUGGCGGGGCGUGGUGCGCGGUGUGCUUGGACGAGUUCGAGGGCGCCGCGGAGGUGCGGCGCCCGACGGGGUGCGGCCACGUGUUCCACCGCGCGUGCCUCGACCGUUGGAUCCUCGCCUCCCCCGCCGCGGCGCUCGCGCUGCGCACGUGCCCGCUCUGCCGGGCCCCCCUCGUCUCCGGCGACGGCGCCGGCGACGAGCUCGCGCCGCUGCUGAUCCCCCUCUGCUUCGCCCCCUCGUAGCGGCGCGGCGAUGCAAUUUCUCCCAAGUCGAAGGGUUUUCCUGCAAUUGUAUACAUACAAUUAGAGGUUUUUGGCUUUUUUUUUUCUCUUACUUUUUAGGGACUUGGUGGGGGGUAUUAUUCGCGGGUAAAAGUUCGAGGGGCUCUGUUGCAAAAUUGGCAGUUUUUGAUUGGUUUUUGAAUUUUGGGCUAGUUCAAAUUGAUUGGAGGAGAUGGCGCGGGAAAAUAAGACAGGGAUCAUUGCCGUCCCUGCUGCUUUAAGAUCCGUGCUCAUUGAUCGACGGCGGUGAUUCCCUGUCUCACUGUGAGUCGCAUUUGAACUCGUCUUCUCGUUUGGCUUUGUUUGGAUCGCCGUAUCUGACCGUUUGAUCUUGUGAUCUGAUGAUCUUGAGAGUGAUUUUGUUA